CUCUGACCAGCAUCCGCCCACAAAGCCUGGCACCUGGAUGGGGGGGCGGGGGGGAGGUGAGGCCGAGGUGCCCCCUUGCCCAGCGCUGAGUCAUGGGCAUCCCCCAAUGUCCCCGCCUCGGUGCUCUCGGCCCUGCCCCCUCCCAGCCUCCCUCUGAGAAAUCCGUGUGACUCACGUAUGGUCCCGUCAUCCCCGGCCGAGCUUGGAGGAGGGAGGAGCCCAGCUGGGGCAGGAGGGGGUGUCCCCCCCCACCCCCCACAAACACAACGCGGCGCCUCCCCCCGGCUCCACACUGGCUGCCUGCCUUGCCCUGCCUCAGGAGAGGGAGUCUCCAUGCGCACCAGCUCCCGCGGCCACUGCGGGACCACGGCUGGCAGGUUCAGCCUCAGAGGUGGAUCUUGAAAGCUUGUUCCACUGCUUAGCCCCACGCGGGACCUUCUCCUGCUCAUCACCAGGCGGUGAUGUCUCGAGUGCCUUGGGGGAAGAAGAUGACUGCCCAAGUGCUGCUGCAGAUGCCGCUGUUCCUGCUAGGUAUCCUGCUGCUUCCAGGUGCCCAUGGCGAGGGCCCCCGGGAAGACUUCCGCUUCUGCGGCCAGCGGAACCAGACGCAUAACAGCAGCCUCCAUUAUAAGCAGGUGUCCCAGCUCCACAUCUCCAUCAGGAACUCUGAGGAGGCCCUCAUCAUCCAUGCCCCCUUCCCUGGAGUCCACCCGGCUUCUUGGCCGUUCCCUCCACCCAGGGGCCUCUACCAUUUCUGCCUCUACUGGAACCGCCAUGCGGGGAAACUGCAUCUUCGCUACGGCAAGAAAGACUUCGUGCUGAGUGACCAAGCCCCUGACCUCCUGUGCUUCCGGCAUCAGGAGGAGACCCUGGCCCCGGGGCCCCCACUGUUUGCCACCUCUGUCAGCUCCUGGUGGAGCCCCCAGAACACGAGUCUGCCCAGCGCGGCCAGCUUCAUCUUCUCCUUCCACAAUCCCCCUCACAAGGCCUCCCACAAUGCCUCGGUGAACAUAUGUGAGCUGAAAAGGGACCUCCAGCGGCUCAGCCAGUUCCUGAAGCAUCCCAGCAAGACCUCAAGGAGGCCCCCCUUCACCCCCAUGGGCCAGCAGCUGCAGAGCCUGGAGUCGAAGCUGGCCUCUGUGAACUUCACAGGGGACGCCGUGUCCUUCGAGGAGGAGCGGGUCAACGCCACAGUGUGGAAGCUCCAGCCUGACUUCAGUCCACAGGACCUGCACAUCCACUCCCCGCGGGAGGAGGAGCAGAGCGGGAUCCUGGAGUACUCGGUGCUGCUGCCUGGCGUGCUCUUCCAGAAGAGCAAGGGCAGGAGGCAGGAGGCCGAGAAGAGACUCCUCUUGGUGGACUUCAGCAGCCAAGCUCUGUUCCAGGACAAGAACUCCAGCCAAGUCUUGGGAGAGAAGGUCUUGGGUAUUGUUGUGCAGAACACCAAAGUAGCCAACCUCUCGAAGCCCGUGGUGCUCACCUUCCAGCACCAGCCACAGCCGAAGAAUGUGACUCUGCAAUGUGUAUUCUGGGUUGAAGACCUGACAUCGAGCAGUCCAGGGAGCUGGAGUGAUGUGGGGUGUGAGACCAUCAGGAAAGAGACACAGACAUCCUGCCACUGCAACCACCUGACCUACUUUGCAGUGCUGAUGGUCGCCUCCGUGGAGGUGGACGCCGUCCACAAGCACUAUCUGACCCUCCUCUCCUACGUGGGCUGCGUCAUCUCCGCCCUGGCCUGCAUCCUCACCAUGGCUGCCUACCUCUGCUCCAGGAGGAAAUCUAGGGAUUACACCAUCAAGGUUCACAUGAACCUGCUGCUGGCCAUCUUCCUGCUGGACGUGAGCUUCCUGCUUAGCGAGCCAGUGGCCUUGUCAGGCUCCGAGGCUGCCUGCCGUGCCAGCGCCAUCUUCCUGCACUUCUCUCUGCUCGCCUGCCUCUCCUGGAUGGGCCUCGAGGGCUACAACCUCUACCGACUUGUGGUCGAGGUCUUCGGCACCUAUGUUCCAGGCUACCUGCUCAAGCUAAGCAUCGUGGGCUGGGGCUUCCCCGUUUUCCUGGUGAUGCUGGUGGCACUGGUGGACGUGAACAACUAUGGUCACAUCAUCCUUGCGGUGCACAAGACCCCUGAGAGUGUCAUCUACCCUUCCAUGUGCUGGAUCCGGGACUCCUUGAUCAGCCAUGUCACCAACUUGGGCCUAUUCAGCCUGGUGUUUCUGUUCAACACAGCCAUGCUGGGCACCAUGGUGGUGCAGAUCCUGCGGCUGCGCCCACACGCCCAAAAGUGGCCCCACGUGCUGACCCUGCUGGGCCUCAGUCUGGUCCUCGGCCUGCCCUGGGCCGUGGUCUUCUUCUCCUUUGCUUCUGGCACCUUCCAGCUCGUUGUCCUCUACUUCUUCAGCAUCAUCACCUCCUUCCAAGGCUUCCUCAUUUUCCUCUGGUACUGGUCCAUGCGCCUGCAGGCCCGGGGUGGGCCUUCCCCUUUGAAGAGCAACUCGGACAGCGCCAGGCUCCCCAUCAGCUCGGGCAGCACCUCGUCCAGCCGCAUCUAGGCCGCCAGCGCCCCCCGCCGGUGUGAAGAAGCAGAGUCACCUGUCUCUCUUCACUGCUGCCUGCGGCCCCUGCAGCCCGGCCCGGCCCUGGGUGGGCCAGCUGAAGACUAGAGAAGGCCCGAGGACCAUGGAGGGAUGGGGCUGUUGCCAUGGCAGCCAGAAAUUCCCAGGCUGGGCCUUCUGACUCUUUGCCUCUUGGGUCCAUCUCAGGGGGCCCAGGAGUGGAACUGAAGGCUGGUCUUAAUGCACCACCACUGGACCAGCCCUUGUAGCUGGGGGUUGGGAGUCUGCAGGACUUGAACCUUGGAGGCUGGCGGCACCCUUGGUCCUGGGCUCCCGCCCAGGACAGAAAUGUGCCAUGGCUGCUCUGUCUCUGGUGAUCACCACAAGGGUACUCUGUAGCCCCGAUUAUUUUAACCUAAGAAUGGCAGGCAGGGAAAAUGGGUUGAGGCAGAGCUUUGAGCCAGACCCCUGGAGGAGCACAGCUUCCUACCUCUGAGCCCAGGGCCCUCCCCCUUUGUCAGCCUCCCCAGCCUUCCCUCUCCCUUUCCUGCUCCUCCCUUCCUCUCCUAGGACCUCCCUAGCCUUCCACUCACAGCCCCAGGGUCCCUGAUUCCAACCCUGGACUUUGGGCAGUGGUUCCCAAGAGCCGCCUGGUGCCUGCUGUAAACCUUUCUUUACUGUGUGGGCCUUUGACUGCCCCUGACUCAGGCUUAAUAGAAACAUUUCUGGGCUGGGCUAGGUCCAUCUUUCCAUCUGGGCCUCUCCAAUGCUGCAUCACCCUUGCUCACCACUGCCAAGCCCACACCUCACAGGGGCCCACAGCUUCUCCUGAAGCCCUCUUGCUUCACCAACUAUGGGACAUAGCAGUCCAAAAUCGUUUCCACUGCAGCCCUGCAAAGACUGAGACUCCUCCCCUGAUAUUGCUGGUAGAGCCUGACGUGCCCCUUAGCGCCCCCUGCAGGCAGUUUUUAUCACACCACAGCCAGUCACAGUUAAUUCUGCUGGACACGAACGGCCAGACCUGGUCGUUCCCCUCUGCGAGUUCUCAGUCUAGUGUGGAAACCAUGCACAACCACGAGAACUCUUAGAGCUGCAGGCACAGGGUUGGGGGAACCAUCACUCCUAGCUGGGAUUCCAGGAAGACUUCCUGCAGGAGAGCAACAUUUGAUCUGGCUCUCAGACUUAAAGAUGGGGAGGAUUUCCUUCGUAAUUACCAGUGCAUUUGUCUUUUGAUGUUAAAAAGAAGUUUGUGUUCAUCGUAGAGAAUUUGGAAGCUGUAGAAGGGUACACAGAAGAAAAUAAAAGUUGUUUUCACCUAACCAACAAAUGCAAA
Messenger RNA from Odocoileus virginianus texanus, 3885 nucleotides. RefSeq names its product adhesion G protein-coupled receptor G1 (gene ADGRG1). Gene Ontology annotation, cellular component: plasma membrane. Gene Ontology annotation, biological process: adenylate cyclase-activating G protein-coupled receptor signaling pathway; cell surface receptor signaling pathway. NCBI's taxonomy places the organism in Eukaryota, Metazoa, Chordata, Mammalia, Artiodactyla, Cervidae. Gene Ontology annotation, molecular function: heparin binding; G protein-coupled receptor activity. The record is from RefSeq and is a predicted model, not a curated record.